GUAGCUGUGGUUGCUGCUACUACUCUUUGUAUUAGUAGUAGUGCCGGCAGCAGCAAACGCGGUUCAAUGGCUUUUAAAAUUCCCCCGAAUCUCGAAACCAAUUCUGGCGAGCAUAAAAAUGUUACCUACCGACUUGCCAGGGGCUGUCAUAAACAGCAGACAUUAACGCCUGACAGACCGCUGCUUAGAUAUGAAGGAAAACAAUUUUCCCCAAUUGGCCCUAACCCAAUUUGCUACAGGCCAAAUGGGCACUGGAUUGACCUGCUUACUGAGGCAAUCCUUUUAAUAUCGUUAAACAACACAUACGCAAAUUGUUGCCUUCAUUAUUCUCACUUUGAUAAGCUAUUUAGAAUGCAACCACAUACAACAACAAAAACCACUACUAAUAUUGCUAAUACUUCUUUUUAUGAUAAUAUGACUACUUUCGUUGCUAUUUAUGGAACCGCUUCGAUUGCUAUCACUACUACUACUACUACUACUGGCACUGUUACCGUUACUCCUGAUGUUAGUACUUCUAGUACCCCUUCUACUAUUGAUACUAACAGUACAAAAACGACUACUGCUACUACUAACGACAGUUAUGACAAAAACAACAAAUAG
Messenger RNA from Protopolystoma xenopodis, 600 nucleotides. NCBI's taxonomy places the organism in Eukaryota, Metazoa, Platyhelminthes, Monogenea, Polystomatidea, Polystomatidae. The record is from the annotation of a GenBank genome assembly.